ACCAUUUUAGGAAGGAAACGAACUGGAAAAAAAAAUGAAGUUUCUUCUCUUCACAUUUGUUGGUGCUCACCUUUUAGCCUUGAACUCUGGCAAAGCUAUAUGCAGGAAUGACACCUCGCAGAGGACUUUCCAAGAAAUAAAAGAAGAAAUAGCCUGCUAUGGAGAUGUCGCUAAAGCAAUCAUAGACCUUGCUGUGUAUGGCAAAGCUCAGAACAGAUCCUACGAGCGAUUGGCACUUCUGGUUGAUACUGUUGGCUCCAGAUUAAGUGGCUCCAAGGGUCUAGAAAAAGCCAUUCAAAUCAUGUGCCAAAACCUAAAGGAAGAUGGGCUAGAGAAUGUCCACCUGGAGCCCGUCAAAAUACCCCACUGGGAAAGGGGAGAAGAAUCUGCUAUGAUGCUGGAGCCGAGGAUGCAGAAGAUGGCUAUUUUGGGCCUUGGAAGCAGCAUUGGGACCCCUCCAGAAGGCAUUACAGCAGAAGUUCUGGUGGUGACCUCUUUCGAUGAACUGCGGAGAAGGGCCCAAGAAGCAAGAGGGAAGAUUGUUGUUUAUAAUCAACCUUAUACCAACUACUCCAACACAGUGAAAUACCGAGUCCAGGGGGCAGUGGAAGCUGCCAAAGUGGGGGCUUUGGCAUCCCUCAUUCGAUCGGUGGCUUCCUUCUCCAUUUACAGUCCUCACACAGGUAUUCAGGAAUACCAGGACGGUGUGCCACAAAUCCCAACAGCCUGCAUUACAGUGGAAGAUGCAGAAAUGAUGUCAAGAAUGGUUUCUCGUGGGAGCAAAAUUGUCAUUCAGCUGAAGAUGGGGGCAAAGAACUAUCCAGAUGCUGAUUCCUUCAACACUGUAGCAGAGAUCAUUGGUAGCAAGUAUCCGGAGCAGGUUGUCCUGGUCAGUGGACAUCUGGACAGCUGGGACGUUGGGCAGGGCGCCAUGGAUGAUGGUGGUGGAGCCUUUAUAUCAUGGGAAGCACUCUCACUUAUCCAAGAUCUUGGGCUGCGUCCAAAGAGGACUCUCCGUUUGGUGCUUUGGACUGCGGAGGAACAGGGUGGAGUCGGUGCUUUCCACUAUUAUCAGUCGCACAAGGCAAAUAUUUCCAACUACAGCCUGGUGAUGGAGUCUGAUGCGGGAACCUUCUUACCCUCUGGGCUGCAAUUCACUGGCAGCGAAAAGGCCAGAGCCAUCAUGAAGGAGGUCAUGAGCCUGCUGCAGCCCAUCAACGUCACACAGGUCUUCAGUGCUGGCGAAGGGACAGACAUCAACUUCUGGAUCCAAGAUGGAGUGCCUGGCGCCAGUCUACUUGACGACUUAUAUAAAUAUUUCUCCUUCCAUCACUCCCGUGGAGACACCAUGACCGCCAUGGAUCCAAAGCAGAUGAAUGUUGCUGCUGCUGUUUGGGCUGUUGUCUCUUACGUCGUUGCAGACAUGGAAGAAAUGCUGCCUAGGUCCUAGCAAGAACAAGAAAUAGGGCAAGCACCUUGGCCCUUUCUAGCCAGGAGUCCAGGGUCUUCAGCUUCAGGAAGCCCUUCUUCACCUAACAAUUUCAUCUGAUUCAUUUUCAAAAAACACAGUUUUUCAUGCUAUUACUACCUUUUCUGAUACUUUCCACAUCCUCUGUUUAUAAAAUAAGGAAUGAUUCAUAAAAUCAAUAUAUGGUAGGGAUCACAGUGGAGGCAUUUCUUUAUACCACCUGUAAAACAAUAUUAUUUCUGCUUUUAAAGUAGAAUACUGGAACUAGAAAUACUCUAAUUUUUAUAAGUGUAUUUAUGAACAUUAAAUCAGAUAUGUGACACUAA
Myotis brandtii (Brandt's bat) is the source of this 1794-nucleotide messenger RNA. RefSeq names its product carboxypeptidase Q (gene CPQ). The coding region runs from base 35 to 1450 and encodes 471 amino acids. Gene Ontology annotation, biological process: peptide catabolic process; proteolysis; thyroid hormone generation. Gene Ontology annotation, molecular function: metallodipeptidase activity. The transcript has 7 exons. Lineage: Eukaryota; Metazoa; Chordata; Mammalia; Chiroptera; Vespertilionidae. The record is from RefSeq and is a predicted model, not a curated record.